CACGGUGGCAAAAGGAGGCAGCGACUUGUUUGCUCGGCGUGGAGGAUAUUUGUUGUAGAGUAUUCGGAUGGAUCUAUUGAGGACAUCUCUGUACGAGCGGGGAAUAAGAAUAAGCGGGGACCUAUAAAUACCUUCGCCCAACAGCCGUUGGCGCACCACUGUAGACUCACUCAUCGUCCUCUCGAUCGCCAUGGCCGGGGCAUCGACCAGGCUCUUGAACUCCUUCCCUACCCGUCCCAUUGCCUCUCUCCUCCUCUGCAUCUGGCCCUGGUCCCACCAGCUGAUGAGCAGCGUGCCGGAGAAGGGAGGAGCGGAAGAGGUCCUGGCGCUCGGUGACUCCGAUCCAGCAAAGCCUCCGCCGUUCCGGAUCAGCGACGUCCGAGCCGCCAUUCCUGGCCACUGCUGGGUGAAGGACCCGUGGCGGUCGAUGAGCUACGUCCUCCGAGACGCCGCCGUCAUCGCCGCUCUUGCGAACUGCGCCGUCUACCUGGAUAGCUGGGCCUUUUGGCCUCUCUAUUGGUUCGCCCAGGGCAUCAUGUUCUGGGCUCUCUUCGUUCUCGGCCACGACUGUGGCCAUGGAAGCUUCUCCGACAUCACGUGGCUCAACAACAUGAUGGGCCAUUUGCUCCACUCCAGCCUUCUAGUGCCAUACCAUGGAUGGAGGAUUAGCCACAAGAUUCAUCACCAGAACCAUGGGAAUGCGGACAAGGAUGAAUCUUGGCACCCGUUACCUGAGAAGAUCUACAAGGAACUGAAUUCAACGAGCAGAAAGUUGCGGUUCACUGUACCAUUCCCCUUGUUUGCUUUCCCCGUAUACCUGAUGUGGAGGAGCCCAGGAAAGGAAGGCUCCCAUUUCCUACCGAGUAGUAGCUUGUUUGAUCCUAAAGAUGAACAAGACGUAGUGGUAUCAACCAUGUGCUGGUCUGCCAUGGUUGCUUUGCUUGUGGGUCUAUCCUGGUUAUAUGGCCCCCUUCCGAUGCUCAAAUUGUAUGGCUUACCCUAUAUGGUUUUUGUUAUGUGCCUAGAUUUGGUCACUUAUUUGCAGCAUCACGGCCAUAGCCAGAAGCUCCCCUGGUACCGAGGCAAGGAAUGGAGCUACCUGCGAGGAGGAUUAACAACCAUUGACAGGGACUACGGUUGGAUCAAUAAUAUCCACCAUGACGUUGGAACUCAUGUCAUACACCAUCUCUUUCCCCAGAUCCCACAUUACCAUCUUAUCGAAGCAACGAAGGCAGCAAAGCCUGUGCUUGGGAAGUACUACCGAGAACCUAACAAGUCGGGGCCUCUUCCGCUGCACCUCGUGGGCAUUCUACUGAGGAGCUUCAGAGUGGAUCACUUUGUUAGCGAUGAGGGAGACGUUGUCUACUACCAAACUGAUCCUCAUUUGUUUGGAGAUAUUAAACACAAAUCCAUGUAAAGGAAGAACAUAUAUAUAUAUAUAUAUAU
Molecule: messenger RNA, 1446 nt
Organism: Zingiber officinale
Lineage: Eukaryota; Viridiplantae; Streptophyta; Magnoliopsida; Zingiberales; Zingiberaceae
Product: fatty acid desaturase DES3-like
Exons: 9
Coding region: 191-1417 (408 amino acids)
Biological process (GO): lipid metabolic process
Molecular function (GO): oxidoreductase activity, acting on paired donors, with oxidation of a pair of donors resulting in the reduction of molecular oxygen to two molecules of water
Source: RefSeq, a predicted model, not a curated record